Molecule: messenger RNA, 1404 nt
Organism: Candidozyma auris
Lineage: Eukaryota; Fungi; Ascomycota; Pichiomycetes; Serinales; Metschnikowiaceae
Gene: SPL1
Product: cysteine desulfurase
Exons: 1
Coding region: 1-1404 (467 amino acids)
Biological process (GO): [2Fe-2S] cluster assembly
Cellular component (GO): cytosol; nucleus; mitochondrion
Molecular function (GO): cysteine desulfurase activity; pyridoxal phosphate binding
Source: RefSeq, a predicted model, not a curated record
AUGUUGUCGAAUAUAAGACGUUCAAGGCUUGCCUUGAAGGCCGUCAGGUCUCUCUCCACAAGCGUCCCAGCUCGCUCCACAGCUCGUUCGUUAGCCACAGCGGUUCCGACUCCUCCAGAAGUGGCGGUUGCUCCUGAAGGUUCUCUGAUAUCGUUGAAGCUGGCAACGAGAGAUGAUUCCAAAUUCGGUACAAGACCCAUUUAUUUGGACGUGCAAGCUACGACUCCAACGGAUCCUCGUGUGUUGGACAAGAUGUUACAGUUUUACACGGGUUUAUACGGAAAUCCUCAUUCUUCUACCCACGCUUACGGAUGGGAGACUGAGAAGGAGGUGGAAAAAGCCCGUAGCCAUGUUGCUGAGUUGAUAAACGCUGAUCCAAAGGAAAUCAUAUUCACGUCUGGUGCGACCGAGUCGAACAACAUGUGCAUCAAAGGUGUGCCUAGAUUCUACAAGAAGACAAAGAAACACAUCAUCACAACACAGACAGAGCACAAGUGUGUUUUGGACUCAGCAAGACAUAUGCAAGACGAGGGUUUCGAAGUGACCUAUUUGCCAGUUAACAACGAAGGGUUAAUCAACUUGGAGGAUUUGAAGAAGGCUAUCAGAAAGGACACUGCCCUUGUGUCCGUGAUGGCUGUUAAUAACGAAAUCGGUGUGAUCCAGCCGCUUAAGGAAAUUGGUAAAAUUUGCAGAGAGAACAAGGUGUUUUUCCAUACCGAUGCAGUCCAGGCGUACGGAAAGAUUCCAAUUGAUGUCAACGAGAUGAACAUCGACAUGUUGUCCAUUUCUUCUCAUAAGAUUUACGGGCCCAAGGGCAUUGGCGCGUGCUACGUGAGAAGACGUCCAAGAGUGAGAUUGGAUCCGAUCAUCACUGGUGGUGGUCAGGAGAGAGGAUUGAGAUCAGGUACAUUGGCGCCACCUUUGGUGUGUGGUUUCGGUGAGGCUGCCAGACUUAUGAAAAAGGAUAUGGCUUACGACCAGGCCUACAUCAAGAGACUCUCGGAGAAGUUGAAGAAGGGCUUGUUGUCCAUCCCAGAGACCCAAUUCAACGGAGUCUUGUCUGACCCAAGCAAGCAGUAUGCUGGCUGUGUGAAUGUUUCUUUUGCAUACAUUGAAGGUGAGUCAUUGCUCAUGGCUUUGAAAGACAUUGCUCUUUCGUCAGGUUCUGCUUGUACAUCUGCAUCUUUGGAACCCUCAUACGUGUUGCAUGCUUUGGGUGCUGACGAUGCCUUGGCCCACUCUUCCAUCAGAUUUGGUAUUGGCCGUUUCACCACUGAGGCAGAAAUUGACUACGUUGUGCGUGCCAUCAACGAAAGAGUUGACUUCUUGAGAAAGAUGUCUCCAUUGUGGGAGAUGGUGCAAGAAGGUAUUGACUUGAACACCAUUGAGUGGAGUGGCCAUUAA